Molecule: messenger RNA, 870 nt
Organism: Arachis stenosperma
Lineage: Eukaryota; Viridiplantae; Streptophyta; Magnoliopsida; Fabales; Fabaceae
Exons: 1
Coding region: 1-870 (289 amino acids)
Source: RefSeq, a predicted model, not a curated record
AUGGAGAAAUCACCCCAACUUUGGAUGGGAAAAUCAACAAGAUCAAGGGCAAGAUCAGAGACGCCACAACUUCAACUCCAACAACCAUGCAACUCAUCAAAACACCUCACAGAGACACUACCAACACCCAUCCACAAAUCUUCACAACCACCUAAUCUCAACCCCACAUCAACCACUGAGGAGAGGCUCUCAAAAAUUGAGGCUCUACUUGAAAGCCUAUGCAAGGACAUUCAAGAUAGUAAAGCCUUCCGGGAAGAAGUGCAAUCCAACAUGCAGAAUCAAGAUGCUGCCAUCAAGAAACUGGAAACACAGGUUGGAUUCUUAUUCAAGCAAGUUCCUGGACACAACAAUUGUAGCAAUAUUAACUCAAUGCCAAAGGAGGAAUGUCAAGCCAUCACCCUCAGAAGUGGAAAGGAACUGAAAGAGACCCACAAGCAAACACCAGAGGAGAAAUCGGGUGAAGAAAACAAGGGACAUGAGGAGGUUCAACCCUCAACCCCUAAGCCACACCAAGAAGGAGAAGCGCCCAGAUCAUGUCUCCCAAAAGCUCCAUACCCCCAACGACUACAAUUAAAGAAGAAGGGGGAGGACAACCAAUUCUCAAGAUUCCUGGAAAUCUUCAAGAAAUUACAAAUAAACAUACCCUUUGCUGAGGCAAUAGAGCAAAUGCCACUCUAUGCCAAGUUCUUGAAGGAGUUGAUGACCAAAAAGCGAAGCUGGAAGAACAAUGAGACUGUAGUACUCAUAGAGGAAUGCAGCGCCAUCAUCCAACACAAAUUGCCCCAAAAAAAAUUGAAGGACUCUGGAAGUUUCCAAAUCCCUUGUAUUAUUGGGGAAAUCACUGUAGAAAAGGCUUUAUGUGAUCUAUGA